CAGUCACUGAGGUCAGAUCAUUCUUAGGAAUGUGCGGCUACUAUAGGAACUUCGUAAAGAACUAUUCUACAGUCGCCUCUCCUUUGACUGAUCUAACUCGACUUGACACACCGUGGAACUGGAGUGAUGAGUGCGAGGGUGCUUUCAAGAGAUUGAAGCAUGCACUCAUGAAUCAUGAGGUUCUCAUGGUUCCCGAUCCUCAGAAGCCAUUCAUAGUGACCACUGACGCAAGCCAAUACGACAUUGGCGAAGUGUUGGCUCAACAGGAUGGGAAAAAGUUGAGAUCGAUUGAGUACAUGAGCAAGAAGAUGCCAUCAAAGAAGUUGGCAAAGUCCACCUAUGAAAGGGAACUCUAUGCUCUAUACAAAGCACUUGUCCAUUGGAGACACUUCCUAUUGGGAAGAUUCUUCUACUUGAGGACUGAUCAUCAGACCCUCAAAUGGAUCAAGACUCAACCGGUUCUUUCCGAUGCACUCAAGCGAUGGAUUGAGGUCAUAGACCAGUAUGACUUCAAGCUUGAGUAUUUGAAGGGAGAGUACAACACGUUUGCAGAUGCGCCAUCCCGUAGAGAAGAUCACCUAGGUGCGCUAGUUUCUGACUUUGGCAUAUCUGACGAAGUAACUCAAUCGUUGGUGGGAGCCUAUCAGGAAGACCUUGUCACGAUGGACAUCAUUCACAAACUUCAGGCAAAAGACAAGGCCACAGAAAGACAGAGUGUUUCCAUGGAUUUCAUGGACACCCUAGUAGCUAGCAAGAGUGGUAAGAGGCACAUCUUCGUCAUCAAAGACCGAUUCACCAAGAGAUCGAUGCUGCCCCCAACCAUGGAUGGACAAGUCGACAUCGAUGACAUUGUGGAUCACAGGGACAUGCCUGUUGCAAAGCCGUUGGGUCGAGGAAGGCCUCCUAAACCCAAGAGAGAAUAUCGUGUCAGGUUCAGGCAUCACACGGAUCCCAAAGAAGAUCGGUGGUUUACCAGGGAGGAACUGAUUGAGACAGCUCCUCAGGUUGUGGCAGAAUAUGAAAGGAAGCUGAAAGGGAAGGCACCUACGAAGGGAGGUGGAGUGGCCACGGUGGAGGUAGUGGUGGAUGAACAUGGCGAUGAUGUUGAUGUGGAGGUCGAAGCGGAGGCUUGUCCGGAGGAGGGGGUGGUUUGGGGUGUGGAGGAGGGGGGUGUGGUCGUGGUGACGACCGUGAUGGUGAGGGUGUUUCCCUCGAGCGCGGUGACAGCGUCGGAGAUGGCGGCCAUGGUGGUGCUGAUGGAGUCAAGGGAGGAUUGGAGGGCGGUCAACGUUCGGAGGAAAGUUGCGAGUUCCGGGGUGGCGAUGGUCGAAGUUGGCGGAUUGCCUGCGAGUUCGCGGGCAAUGCUGUCGAUGGAGCCGGAGCGAAGAUCAGACAUGUUGAUGGAUGAUUGGUCCAUGUUGGGGGAAGAGGGGGUGGAGGACGCGGCCGGAACAGAUGUGGAGGAUGCAGCGGCAGCAGUGGCAGUGGCAGCAGCAGCGGCGUCGGCGGCGGCGUGUUGGGAGUUCUUGGUUUGGCAGACGGCAACGACGAGGAUGACGUGGCGCAACGACGAGGACAAUGAGCACGACGACGGCGAUUUCGACUAUGACAUGGCACGACGACGAAUGCCACGUCAGCCACAGUGCCACGUCAGCCACAGUGCCACGUCAACCGUAGUGCCAUGUCAGCAACAGUGCCACGUCAGCAACAGUGCCACGUCAGAGUGCAACGUCAGCAGUGCCACGUCAGCCACAGUGCCACGUCAGCAGUGCCACGUCACAGUGCCACGUCAGCAGUGCCCCGCCACCAUGACGGGCACAUCUCUGGGCAUGCCAGGCCAACGGGCCGACGAGUUUAUUGCCGACUACAAACAACGGUUCCAGUCUCAGCUCGCAUUGAUCGAGGCUGAGGAACAGCGCCAGCUGGCAGCCGAGGCUGCCCGCGUACAGGCUGAAGCAGCGGGAACAGCUGAGAAGCAGCGGCUACAGGCCGAAGCAGACGCAGAUACCCAGGCACACCGCAAGGAAGCCCAGGAUCUGCUGCAACGGCAUGAAGCCGCCGACAUCGAAAGACUCGAGUUCUGGCAUUUUCAACCGUCCAACGGCGACGACGCGACACCAGAGGAGCAGCACAGGGAGUUCCUCUCUAAACUCGUGACACGGUUGUUAUACGCUUGCAACUACCAACUGUCCGAGUUAGAGAGACAAAACCAGGAACUGCAGCAACAGUACCAGGAUCUGAAGAAACAGCACCAGGAGUUGGCGAACCGCCGCCGGACAGUGCAGAGCAACGAGGAUGCUACACGGGCACUCAAUUCCCGUGUACUGGACCAGGAGCAAGCUGCACCAGGACCAGAUGCUGGCGAGUCCAGCAGUGCACCCUCUACCCGCCAACUGGAGGAACGCGUCGACCACGUCGUCGCAAUGCGCGGCGACAUCAGCACCUUCGCUGAGCGGACCACCAUCAGCAAUCAGAUGGAUACCUUGAAGACCGAGGUCCAGCAACUGCAGCUGCCUAACAAGAAUGGCAACAGCACGCAACAUUACAAGAUGCCAACUUUUCAAAUUGAGAAGUUCGAUGACUACACGCAUCAGGACCCGGUCCUCUGGUGGGAAGUACCAACUCCGUUGAUGGACGUCGGAGUAGAGGUUGUCGACCUUCACGCCUACAUUGCGAAGAUCGACCGCGAGUUCAAGACGCAACGGUACGACGACAUCGACGCACCAUUGCUAUAUGUACGCAUUCAGAUCGGAGAGGCGACCUGCAACGCUUUGAUCGAUUGCGGAGCAUCUCGCAACUACAUGAGCCAGGACUUUAUGCUUCUCGACGCCUACGGGGACGAGUUCGAAGGCCCGCACGGAGUAGUACCGGAUCGGCCCAUCCGCCACGAGAUCAUCCUUGAGGACGGGGCCGUACCUCCGCGCGGUUGCAUCUACCGAAUGAGCGAGGAAGAGUUCAGUGUGCUACGGGCACAACUCGACGACCUUCUAGAGAAAGGUUGGAUAAGGCCUAGCUCAUCGCCAUACGGUGCUCCUGUUCUUUUCGUCCGGAAGAAGAACAAGGAUUUGCGACUGUGCAUCGAUUAUCGCAAGCUCAACGCGCAGAUGAUCAGAAACGCUGACCCUCUCCCACGCAUCGACGACCUUCUCGAACGACUGGGCAGCGCCAAGUUCUUCUCCAAGUUGGACCUCAAGUCGGGAUAUCACCAACUCGAGAUUCGAAAGGCGGAUCGUUACAAGACCGGGUUUAAAACGCGAUAUUGGCAUUUCAAAUGGUUGGUUAUGCCAUUUGGCCUUACGAAUGCCCCGACCACUUUCCAAGCGGCUAUGACAACGGAGUUCCGACACAUGCUGUAUCGAUUCGUGCUUAUCUACCUCGACGACAUCCUGGUGUACAGUCGGAGUUUGGACGAGUAUGUGGAACACCUGCGCACMGUUUUGGAGCGGCUACGACAAGCCAAGUACAAAGCCAACCGCGACAAAUGCGAAUUCGCACGGCAGGAGCUGGAGUACUUGGGACAUUAUGUGACGCCGCAAGGCAUCCGUCCGCUUGCGGACAAGAUCGAGGCCCUCCGCGUAUGGCCCGAGCCCACCAACACCACGGAGGUUCGUUCAUUCAUGGGGUUGGCGGGCUACUAUCAGCGAUUCAUCGCCGGAUACUCAAGGAUUGUUGCACCUAUGACGAGAUUACAAUCGCCAAAGGUGCCAUUCGUAUUCGAUGACGACGCACGCCGGUCAUUCCAAGCACUCAAGACGAUCAUGCUCAUGGCACCCGUCCUUAGCAUCUAUGACCCCACCCUGUCGACGAGAGUGACCACGGAGGCUUCCGGCUAUGGCAUUGGGGCAGUCUUGGAACAGCACGACGGCGACGAUUGGCACCCUGUGGAGUAUUUCAGCCACAAAGUGCCUCCCAUCAACUCGCUUGAUGAUGCAAGGAAGGAGCUGCUCGCGUUCGUGACGGCUCUCAAGCGAUGGCGGCACUUCCUCCUUGGGCGUCGUAGGUUCAUAUGUGUUACGGACAACAACCCACUGAUUUACUACAAGACGCAGGAUAUGGUGAGCAGCACGAUCGGGGGAUGGAUGUACUUCAUCGACCAAUUUGACUUCACACCGAAACAUGUUCCCGGCCUCUCCAAUCGCACAGCAGAUGCACGCUCGCUAAGACCUGAUCUUUGCGCUAUGACACAUCAUGCCUUCCCAUUCGACGAGGAGCUCCAACGACACUUCAUCAGGGGCUAUGAGUCCGAUCCAGACUUCGCCACGCUAUAUGCGCAGCUAUCUUCGGAUCACCCGCCGGCCAGCCACUAUCGCAUCGCCGAUGGGUACUUGCUCCUGCACUCGCGGGGCAAGGACUUACUAUUUGUCCCACGCGACCGCCGUCUUCGGACUUGCCACCUCGGCGAGUAUCAUGAUUCGCGACUCGCCGGCCAUUUCGGAGUCAACCGCACUAUUGCACGACUUCGACAGCGAUUCCGAUGGACCGACCUCAUCACCGAUGUCACGAGCGACAACGACGCUCGUUUCAUGUCGGCAUUUUGGACUGCGGUCAUGCAGGAGUCCGACACGAAGAUGAAGGCAAGUUCGGCUCGGCACCCACAGACAGACGGGCAAACGGAGCGGGCACAUCAGACCGCUCAAAUGAUGCUUCGUACACUCAUCUGUCCGGACCAGAAAGAUUGCGUUGACCGCCUCCCUGACAUCAAGUUCGCCAACAACACUUCGGUCAACCCGGCGAUCGGCGUGACUCCAUUCGAGUUGCACCACGGUGGACGGAAAGGCCGUAUCUUCGCUGACCUUCCCCUCCCACGACCAGCCGACAUCGAUGCCGCUCGCUCUCCCGCUCCCGUCUUGAAGUACAGGGAAUUGCUGGCUCAAGCCCUCGCGAAUAUGCAAAAGGCUCAAGUCCGGAUGCAGCAGCAAGCCAGCAGGCAUCGUGUGCCAUGUCCCAUCCACGCCGGCGACCUCGUUUGGGUUUCCGCGGAAGAGUUUGCACUGGAACAGGAUGUCUCACGCAAACUGCUUUUUAAGUGGUUUGGACCAUGGCCCGUAACAUCAGCCGCGGGCGAUGAACCCGAUGGCCCUUCAUUUGUGAUCAACAUUCCCCGGCAUCUGACGGUCCAUCCAGUCUUUCACGCCUCAAAGCUGGCAACAUACACGCCAGCUAAGAGCGACGACUUUCAAGGCCGACGAUCGCAGGACCCUCCUUCUAUGGAUGGUCAUCAGGAAGUUGAACGCGUCAUCACCGAUCGCAAGUACGGCAGCAAGCCGAGUGUAUAAAGUUACAUUCAAAGCAUGAGAUCGCGACGACACUCGGUGGAUUUCAGGAGCAGAUUUGAAAGUAUCCGCACGGCUGAUCUACGCGCAUUAUGAGAAGCAAAGGCUGUUGGCUGACUAGUCGAACUGGAGGUGCCAGGCACAGAGAGUUUCAGGGCAUGCCAUGUGCAGAAGUUUCAUUGAGCGGCGGCCGUUCCCAAACGUGUGUCCCCGUCGGAUUGUGCGCACAUCUCCUCCUCUGGCCCAAGGUCUUCGAUUAUUUGAGCUGCCAAGGCGAGGUUGCCGGAUAGGCGACAGAGGUAGAAGGCGGCAUCUGCUGAAGAUAUGUGUCGUAGGCUUGGUAUACUCAAUGAACUGUGCCCCCCCCUUUCCUGUUCCAUCUUUUCCUCUCACUCCUUUGGCUGACUUUUUUUCUUUUUUGCUCCGUGUUGCGUAGUUUAAAGCUCCUGUGACUCUUCCUUUCUCCCCUCUACUUUUCUUUACCCUCGUUGCGCACUGCAUCGUCAUUUGUCUUAGAUGUUGCCGGUGAUUCCCAUUGAAGGCCUGGGUAGUUGGAGACCGAUUAAAUUGUAAUUCAAUAAUAACCUGGUUGGUGCAUCAUGACAUGGCGUGCUGCUCUGGGCGUGAUGUGUCUUUUGUCAGCACUCUUUUGGAAAACAAUUCCCAGUGGGCAUUGAUAUCUUUCUUGGGUGCGAUGGCGGUUUGAGUUCUAAUUUGCAUGCUGUCCUGUUAGUCAUCUCAAUAAAAGGAGUCGUGCAUGACUCGUGCUCUGGCUUCAUGGACUACGGUUUGAAUUAUUUUCGUUUCCCUUUCCAAAAUUUGUUUUGGGUGGAACAGUAGCAGUCAUGGACUACGGUUUGAAUUAUUUUCGUUUCCCUUUCCAAAAUUUGUUUUGGGUGGAACAGUAGCAGAGUAGCGAGUGGGCUCGCUCAGCAGCAAGACAAUUCUCAUCUCAUUGAUUUUCGGCGGAGCUCUGUCAUCGGGUGGAUUCAUACUUGCAGAUGGAAGCAGGGUGUCAGUCAAUUGAAGAGUGGUGCGUAAGGAAACGGGAAUGUGUCAAGCCGAUAAGAGGUGGAGGCCUUGGUGCUUGGAAAUGGAAAAGUUGCAAGCUGACACACACUCAUGCGGAGAGUUGUUUGGGAGGAUCGGAUAGUCGAGUCCUCUGCGAACUGUACAAGAUAGUCACCAUGACUGAUAGCACAAUUGUGAAUCCCGUGAACGAUUGGAGGGUCCCGAAGUAUGUCAUCUUCUUUGUGACCGUCGCUUGGGUUUCGUUGGGUCGGAGCUCGUUGAUCUGUGGUGGACAUGUACUUGGUUCAAUACCAGCUUGAUGUUGCGGUUUUUCAGACUGCUUGCCAAAUGCGGUGCGUGCUUUUUCUUGUUUAAUUCACGACCAUGGACUCCUCAAUGACCUUUUUUUUUUGUUUUUUUUUAAAUAAUCACCGUUUUGUAUUUUUCUCUCUUUUCUUUUGCUCUCCAUUCCCCUUUCUGCCUACUGUUUUUCUCUGUAGGGCUUCUCAAGAAUAUAUUACCUGGACAGAAUCGGUGUAAAUCUUCCAACU
Molecule: messenger RNA, 6835 nt
Organism: Chara braunii
Lineage: Eukaryota; Viridiplantae; Streptophyta; Charophyceae; Charales; Characeae
Source: the annotation of a GenBank genome assembly